UCAUACAAUACGUGUUACGACUUACGAUCUCCCUUAGCAGCCCACCUAUUCAUCCCAAAUUUUAAAAUAUCUUCUUUACCUUCCUUCUCCCCAAAGAAACAAAACUCUCUCUUUUCUUUACUCUGCAGCACAGAUCUGAAGAAAUGCUUGUGUAAGGUAUUGGACAACAUUCACACGCACUAAACCUACAGAAAUGUCGCAAUUCACCCAACAAUUCCUCAACAGCGUGCUCUCGCAGGGCGGCUCGGAGGCGCCGCCCUACGCGGAGGUCAUGAAGUGGCACAUCAGGCAGCACCUGAUGCACCUCGCCGAAGCCUACCCCUCUCUGCAGCCUAAGACCGCCGCCUUCACCCACAACGACGGCCGCGCCGUCAAUCUCCUCCAAGCCGACGGCACUGUCCCCAUGGAUUUCCACGGCGUCACCUACAACAUCCCCGUCCUCAUCUGGCUCAUGGAAUCCUACCCCCAUCACGCCCCCCUCGUCUUCGUCAACCCCACGCGCGACAUGAUCAUCAAGCGCCCCCACCCCUUCGUCUCCCCCAACGGCGUCGUCUCCAUUCCUUACAUUCAUUCCUGGGCUUUCCCCUCUUCCAAUUUGGUCGAAUUGGCUAGGAAUCUCACCCAUUUUUUCGCUCGUGAUCCGCCCUUGUAUUCGCAGAGGAAACCUUUCGACUCUAACCCUAACCCUAACCAUAACAAUUCGAGUUAUGGGAGUAUGAAUUCUUCGGUGGGGUCAACGGCAGCGCGGCCUUCGAUACCCCCGAGGACGCAUUCAUCGUUGCCGUCUCCAACGCCGCCUCCGCCUUAUGGUGGUGGUAGAGAAAUGGAGGAUCCAGCUGAAGUGUUUAGAAAAAAUGCAAUAAAUAGGCUAGUGGAGAGUUUCUACGGUGAAAUUAGGGAGAUGAAGAAGGCGGGGGAAGGGGAAAUGGAAGGCUUAUUUGGUGCUCAAGCCAUGUUGAGGAAGCGUGACGAGGAAUUGGGGAGAGGAUUGAAGGAAAUGCAGGAUGAAAAGGAAGUGUUGGAGCAACAACUGCAGAUGGUGCUGAUGAAUGGGGAGAUCAUGGAAGGAUGGCUGAGAGAGAAUGAAGGGAAAUUGGGAAGUAGAGACUUGAGCAGUGUGGAUGUGGAUGAGGCAUUCGAGCCUUGUGAUGCGCUGUCGAAGCAGAUGUUGGAUUGCACAGCUUCGGAUAUGGCUGUGGAAGAUGCAAUCUAUGCAUUGGAUAAGGCUGCGCAGGAAGGGGCAGUCCCUUUUGAUCUAUACUUGAGGAAUGUGAGGCUUUUGUCGCGUGAGCAGUUCUUCCAUCGCGCCAUUGGUUCGAAAUUGAGGGCUAUGCAAAUGCAGUCGCAGAUUGCUAGUAUGGCUUCCAGGGCUCCACCGCAAUACGUAUUCUCAUGAGCUUGCUUGGAAUAGUUUUGUUCAGGUAUCAGAUUCAUUUUGAACGAGGAAAGGAAUUCUUCAUCUUUUUGUGUUCUUGUAUAUGCUCUGCUUCAUCACUAUUCAUUGAUUGUAUCUAUAGGAAAUGACAAUAAAGUUGGAGAUGCAUUUUGAGAA
Molecule: messenger RNA, 1552 nt
Organism: Salvia miltiorrhiza (redroot sage)
Lineage: Eukaryota; Viridiplantae; Streptophyta; Magnoliopsida; Lamiales; Lamiaceae
Product: protein ELC-like
Exons: 1
Coding region: 194-1396 (400 amino acids)
Biological process (GO): protein transport; protein modification process; endosome to lysosome transport
Cellular component (GO): ESCRT I complex
Molecular function (GO): ubiquitin binding
Source: RefSeq, a predicted model, not a curated record